Messenger RNA from Aspergillus niger, 795 nucleotides. RefSeq lists its product as uncharacterized. Gene Ontology annotation, cellular component: protein kinase CK2 complex; cytoplasm. The record is from RefSeq and is a predicted model, not a curated record. Gene Ontology annotation, molecular function: protein kinase regulator activity. The coding region runs from base 1 to 795 and encodes 264 amino acids. NCBI's taxonomy places the organism in Eukaryota, Fungi, Ascomycota, Eurotiomycetes, Eurotiales, Aspergillaceae. The transcript is spliced from 3 exons.
AUGGAGGACUUCAACAGCGAAACCGACAGUGACUACACUAGCUACUGGAGAGAUUGGUUCAUCUCCUCUCGUGGAAACGAAUACUUCUGCGAGAUCGACGAAGAUUACUUGACCGAUCGCUUCAACCUCACUGGCCUGAACACCGAGGUCGCUUACUAUCAGUAUGCCUUGGACCUUGUGACGGACGUGUUUGACCUCGACGCGGACGACGACCUGCGCGAGCAAAUCGAAAAGUCGGCGCGUCACCUCUAUGGUCUGGUCCAUGCCAGAUACAUUGUCACAACCCGCGGUCUUGCCAAGAUGGUCGAGAAGUACAAGCGCUGCGAUUUCGGCAAAUGCCCCCGUGUCAUGUGUGACGGACACCCCCUCCUGCCUAUGGGCCAGCACGACGUUGCCAACCAGAGCACUGUUCGCCUGUACUGCCCCAAGUGCGAGGACAUCUACAACCCCAAGUCAUCCCGUCAUGCUUCCAUCGACGGCGCUUACUUCGGCACGUCGUUCCAUAGCAUGCUCUUCCAGGUGUAUCCUGCUUUGCUUCCCGAGAAGAGCAUUCGCCGCUAUGAGCCCCGCGUCUUCGGUUUCAAGGUGCACGCCAUGGCGGCCCUUGCGCGCUGGCAGGAUAUCUUCCGGGAGGAGACGAAGGCGUCCCUUCGCGAAGCCGGUGUGGAAGCCAAAUACAUCGAAGAUGACAGUGAGGAGGAAGAGCUAGAUGACGACGACGAACCUAUUUCUGAGACCAAAGAAGAGAGAGUCGCCGGCGAUGCCGCCUCUGGCCGUAUGGAUCUUUGCAACUGA